CCGACAACCCUCCCGCAGGGCACCAUCAACAUGAACCAGUGCACGGAUGUGGUGGAUGGGGAGAGCCGGACAGGGCAGAAAUUCUCCUUAUGCAUCCUGACGCCAGAGAAGGAGCACUUCAUCCGGGCCGAGAACAAGGAGAUCAUCAGUGGGUGGCUGGAGAUGCUGAUAGUCUAUCCGAGGACAAACAAGCAGAAUCAGAAGAAGAAGAGGAAGGUAGAGCCCCCAACUCCUCAGGAGCCCGGUCCUGCUAAAAUGGCUGUGACCAGCAGCAACAUCCCCAGCGCGGAGAAGGUCCCUGCCACCAAGUCCACGCUUUGGCAGGAAGAAAUGAGGGGCAAAGACCAAGCGGAUGGGAGCAGUGGCAUCAGCCCGGUGCAGAGCUCAGUGCAAGGCCAGGCCGGGGCUGCCAGCUCCCUGAAGGAUCCCAUGCUGGACAGCAAGGAAGACGAGACCUCCAUGAACGGAGACCGGAUAGACUGUGGGCGGAAGACGCGCGUUGAGAGCGGGUACUUUUCCUUGGAGAAGACCAAGCAAGACUCGAAGCUGGAAGAGCAGCAGCUGCCGCCCCCGCCGAGCCCACCCAGCCCCAGCACCCCAAACAACAGCUUCUCUCUGAACUCCUUGGACUCGAAGAGCAGUUGCCCCAUGCACAAGGACUCCAGCAGCAGAGAUGUAGGAAGGGGAGCUGAAAAAUCGGGGCGUCCCCUUUCUUUUAAAGCCAGCCGGCAGUACACCACCCUGGCCGACGUUCCCAAGGCCAUUAGGAUCAGUAAUCGUGAGGCCUUCCAGGUGGAGAGGAAGCGGCUAGAGCGGAGAACCCGGGCCCGUAGCCCUGGGAGAGAAGAAGUGGCCCGGCUCUUUGGCAAUGAGAGAAGGCGAUCCCAGGUCAUUGAAAAAUUUGAGGCAUUAGAUAUUGAGAACGCAGAGCACAUGGAAACGAAUAUGUCGGCUGGUGCUGCCCUUUCCAGUGAGACGCGGCAGGGCAGGAGCGAGAAGAGGGUUUUCCCACGGAAACGGGACUUCACUUGCGAAGGUGGAGCUGUGGGCUCCAUCCUGGAUGUGUCUGCGUCUCCUCUGUCCCCGCAUCGCCGGGCAAAAUCGCUGGAUAGAAGGUCCACGGAGUCCUCUAUGACGCCCGACCUGCUGAAUUUCAAGAAGGGCUGGUUGACAAAGCAGUACGAGGACGGGCAGUGGAAGAAGCACUGGUUUGUGCUAACCGACCAGAGCCUGAGAUACUACCGGGAUUCAGUGGCGGAGGAGGCAGCUGACCUGGAUGGAGAAAUCGAUUUAUCCACGUGCUAUGAUGUUACUGAGUACCCUGUUCAGCGAAACUACGGCUUCCAGAUCCAUACGAAGGAAGGGGAGUUCACCCUCUCCGCCAUGACGUCGGGCAUUCGCCGCAACUGGAUCCAGACCAUCAUGAAGCACGUUCGCCCCACCACUGCUCCCGAUGUUACAAGGAAUAUGAAAUACGUUCCUAUAUCAAGGCUCCUCUGGAUUCCCACCAG
Pelecanus crispus (Dalmatian pelican) is the source of this 1511-nucleotide messenger RNA. NCBI's taxonomy places the organism in Eukaryota, Metazoa, Chordata, Aves, Pelecaniformes, Pelecanidae. The record is from RefSeq and is a predicted model, not a curated record.